Engraulis encrasicolus (European anchovy) is the source of this 3182-nucleotide messenger RNA. RefSeq names its product mediator of cell motility 1 (gene memo1). NCBI's taxonomy places the organism in Eukaryota, Metazoa, Chordata, Actinopteri, Clupeiformes, Engraulidae. The transcript has 9 exons. The record is from RefSeq and is a predicted model, not a curated record. Bases 301 to 1194 code for a protein of 297 amino acids.
CCAAACUGCACAAGAGUACUAAUUUGGCAGCACUUGGGUGAACGGGUUCAGUCAGUUCAGUCUCUAAGUUCGUGCUUUUGUUCUUCUCAAAAUUGACUUAGUCAGCCGUACUGGUCGCCGCCUUUGAAGAAUUUACAUUUGUUUGUAGGACUGUUGUGCUAAGAUCAACUUACUAGCACACAUUGCCAAUAUAUUCGACACACGGCUCCCCUUGUCGUUCACUGGCGUUGCUGUCACCAUUUUACCCAUUUCCACCGAAAACCGUUCUUGUUGUCCAAGAUUGGAGGCUCGAGUGCAAAGAUGUCAAACCGAAUGGUGUGCAGAGAAGCAAGUCAUGCCGGCAGCUGGUAUACAGCCUCAGGAUCCCAGCUGAACACACAACUCGAGGGCUGGUUAUCUCAAGCACAAUGCACAGACAAACCUGCCAGAGCCAUCAUUGCACCACAUGCUGGAUAUACCUACUGUGGUUCUUGUGCAGCACAUGCUUAUAAACAGGUGGACCCCUCUAUCACUCGGAGGGUGUUUAUCCUGGGACCUUCACAUCAUGUGCCGCUGUCACGCUGUGCCCUCUCGCCGGCAGAGGUUUACAGAACUCCCCUGUACGACCUCAAGAUCGACCAGAAGGUUUACGGGGAUCUGUGGAAAACGGGUAUGUUUGAGAGGAUGAGCAUGCAGACGGAUGAGGACGAGCACAGCAUUGAGAUGCACCUGCCUUACACAGCUAAAGCCAUGGAGAGCCAUAAAGAGGAGUUCAGCAUCGUGCCCGUGUUGGUGGGCGCCCUGAGCGAGUCCAAAGAACAGGAGUACGGCAAACUGCUCAGCAAGUACCUGGCUGACCCCAGCAACCUCUUCAUCAUCUCCUCCGACUUCUGUCACUGGGGUCAGCGGUUCCGUUACACUUACUAUGAUGAAAGCCAAGGGGAGAUUUAUAGAUCCAUCGAACAUCUUGACAAAAUGGGAAUGGGCAUCAUAGAGACGUUGGAUCCCAUGUCUUUUAGCAAUUACUUGAAGAAGUAUCAUAACACUAUUUGUGGUCGUCAUCCAAUCGGAGUGCUGUUAAACGCCGUGGCUGAACUGAAGAACAGUGGUAUGGAUAUGAACUUCUCUUUCCUGAACUAUGCCCAGUCGAGCCAGUGCAGAAACUGGUCGGACAGCUCCGUGAGCUACGCUGCUGGGGCCCUCACUGUUCACUGAGGUCAUUGACCUUGACAAAAAGCCAUCGCAGUCCCCAGACUCCAGUCACCGCCUUUCUCCCCACCCCACCCCAUCACCUAACCCCCUGUCCCUAAGCUCAUGUCCCAGCCCUGUGUGUCUGAGUCAAUAAACCCACAUCACCCAUCAACCAUCCCCCCACCCACCUCCUGCCUUUUUUUUAUUAGAAUGGCACGGACGUUGAAUGCAGUUUUUAAUCCUUUUACUUGCAGAGUUGAUAUGUAUCAAUUUAGAAACUAACUCCUCCUAGCCCCAUACCAUACGCACAUGGAUAUGUCAGCAGUUGCUUUCAGUUGGGUAAGGAGAGAGGGCUGUGUUAACAUUACUGCUUGAUAUUGAAAUUUGGAAUGAGGCAUUUUAAGGUAUAGUGUUCUGUUCUCAGCGACCGGGUCGGGGCUUACUUGAAGUUGUGGAGGAAAAUCUUGAAGGUUUAAAGGUUAAACGUAUUUGUUAGAUGCCCCUCUCAUUCAGUUAUAAUAUUGGAAUUCAAGAGAUUAUCACACCACAUGGGAAUAUUUACAUCGGCACUCUUUAUAGUUAUGUAAUAUUGUCAUAACAUAAAAAUGCUAUUAAAAUGGUGUAUGGAGUAUAUCACUUAGUCACAUUUUAAAGAGAAGUGGUCUAUUAUUAUUAUCAUCAUGAUUAUAGCUAUAUCCAUGAAAUCCCUUGAGAGUAGCAGAGUAAGUAGCUACUGCCAUGUGUUGUCAGUGUAGGCCUGCUAUUUGAUAUUGCUUUAUAAGGGCUACACACUUACGAAUUCACUAACCUGCAGCCGUAUGACAAACAUGCAUACUAUAGAUCUAUAAAAACCAAAAAAAAAAAAGUUUUUAUGCUUUUCCAGUAGUCUAUUAGAAGGUGACCCUUUCCUUUCAAUUCAUACAUGUUUGCUUCUUUCCUUGGCAUUUAACCAUAUCCCUUUUUAGUUCAAUUUGUUAGUAGUAUUAUUACCCUGAUUUCGUGUAGCUUGUGUGAUGAUGUACUUGGAUGCAAGGGGCGCUUAUAGAUUGCCCCCUCGAUUGGUUUGGUCUUAGUGACACAUCAACAGUUCCCACAAGCUCUGUGUAGCGGAGGGAUAUUUGCUGGUUGGCACGUACAAAAUAGACGCGGAGAAAAAGCUUAUGGACACUUAGUAAUAGUUGUGCUCUCAUGUAGGCUAGUUGUGAAACCCUCUUGCAUUUUACAAUUUCUUUACUUUACCACAUGAGCACAAUGCAAAAAAAAAAGACACACCCUCUCUCAUCCAGUGUUUGUGACCUCUUGUCAAUCACACGAAGCCCCCUUUUAAGUGAAUGAAGGAGCAUGGCGAAUAGAGAGGGGGGGGUGGGGGGUGUACUUCGAAGUGUUCUGUGGAAUGGGGCAGUUCUUCACACCAUGCAGAUGUGCCUUGGGUCACUGUUACAUUGCUGUGUUACUACAAGGGGUUAUUAUUAUUUUUUAAUUCUGUUAAAUGUAAUACUGUGUUCAACAACACCAUGCACCGCCAUCCAAACCUGACCACACCUGCUUUAUGAAGCAGGCCAGCCAGGGGAGGAUUCUUGUGCGGUCCACCAACCAUCAGUCUUCUGCAGCGCAGGACCAGCUGUUUUGUUUUUGAAGAUCUCCGUCUUUUUUUUUCUCCAAGGAAGGACGGCAUCCAUGUCCAUUGUCUGCUAUUCUAGGAAAUACACUCCCCACCCACCCGGGUCUAGAUGAUUUCCCCCUCACUUGUUGUAAUUAUUUUUCAUUUUUUCCCCCCAUUGUCAAUGUUAUAUUUCAGUCUGUAAUGUUUUGUUUUAAAUGUAAGCGUUGUCACACAUCAAAUGUCAAGAGCGAACUGACUCUCUGAAUGGAACUUGAUUAUUAUUUUUAUUUUAAUCUCAGGUUACAUUGAAGCAUCACUGGAUGCUUGCCAGAUAUGACUCAAGGGUCAAACCCAAUGUUACAAAGAAACAAACAAACAAAAAAAUCAGAGUAAAAUAAGUUCAAACUGA